Molecule: messenger RNA, 258 nt
Organism: Macrosiphum euphorbiae (potato aphid)
Lineage: Eukaryota; Metazoa; Arthropoda; Insecta; Hemiptera; Aphididae
Source: the annotation of a GenBank genome assembly
AUGAACACCUGCACAUCCAAGAAAAUCGUCCUCCUGUUCACCGCGCUGGUGGCAUUGAUGGCGAUUGUCGGUCAUGCGGUGGCGGACAUGGAGGACGUGGGCAUGUGCAUCAGGAACUGCGCGCAAUGCAAGAAAAUGUUGGGCGCCUACUUCGAGGGGACACUGUGCGCUAACGCAUGCGUCAAGUUUGAGGGCAAGAUGAUACCGGACUGCGAGAACAUCGAUUCCGUGGCACCGUUCCUAAACAAGCUCGAGUGA